GAGGCUUGGGGAGUGCGCGCAGGGCUGCGCGGGUGAACUUGCUCACCGUCUGCGGAGCCCUGGGGCGCUGGGAGGGUCGUGCCCGGCUUUCCCUCCCUGCCCCGACGCGCGCCCGCCGCUCUUGGCGGCUGAACCCCCUGCCUCUUCGGUACCCCGUGGCUGGGCAGCUGCCCCUCCCGGGCCCUCCCGUCUGGGCGGCCCCUCUGGCUUAUCUUUCUGCGGAUGAGGAGGGAGACCACCACCUCCAACCCAGGGCAGCUGGCAGUUUCCUCGGGAGUCGCCGCCUGGGGGCGUUUCCAGGCAGCGCCCCCUGAAUGAAGAAUCCCUGGAGCUCGUUGGACCCGCGCCCUGCCACCUGCCGGGAUCCUGGGCAUCCGAGCUGAGACUGACUGUCCCGGGGGGCAGUUCUGCCCCUCUCCCCCCAAAUGCCAGCCGAAGUACUCUCAGCCAUCACCGUCGAGCUCCUGCCACCAGGCAGACCAGAAGUGUCAAAAGAAGAAACUUUUCUCCUCUGACGGGCUUGGGGAAUUCCUUAACCCAGCGGAUGCUGGGUAGUAAGCGACUGGGGCUGUCGGGACUGACCCUUGCCCUGUCCCUGCUUGUGUGCCUGGGCGCGCUGGCCGAGGCGUACCCCUCCAAGCCGGACAAUCCGGGAGAGGACGCGCCGGCGGAGGACAUGGCUAGAUACUACUCGGCGCUGCGACACUACAUAAACCUCAUCACCAGGCAGAGAUACGGAAAACGAUCUAGCCCUGAGACACUGAUUUCAGACCUUUUGAUGAGAGAAAGCACAGAAAACGUUCCCAGAACUAGGCUGGAAGACCCUUCUAUGUGGUGAUGGGAAAUGAAACUUGCUCAGCGGUCUUUGCCUAUUUUUCAACCAAUAUUUCAUCCUGUGAAACUAGAGUCUGCCAGUUCUCCCAAUGCAUGCAGCCACUGUGCUCAGCUCUGCAGUUUUCCCUUUGUUGUCAUUGUAUAUAUGUGUGUUUAAAUAAAAUACCAUGCAUUCAAAAGCA
Molecule: messenger RNA, 1016 nt
Organism: Manis javanica (Malayan pangolin)
Lineage: Eukaryota; Metazoa; Chordata; Mammalia; Pholidota; Manidae
Gene: NPY
Product: neuropeptide Y
Biological process (GO): feeding behavior; neuropeptide signaling pathway
Cellular component (GO): extracellular region
Molecular function (GO): neuropeptide Y receptor binding; neuropeptide hormone activity
Source: RefSeq, a predicted model, not a curated record